AUGACAUGUCUCAGUCGGAAAGACAAUAAUCUGCUUAGAAAGCAAGAAUGGCAACUCUUAUUAGGGGCUAAUAAUGAUAUUGUAAAUGCAGCAACAGCAACAAUUCCACCUGUUGUUCCUGCAAUAUUCAAACAAGAUACAUUCCUAGUCAAAACACUGUUUUCAGAAGCGGAAAAGUACUAUUUGAUUUUGAUUACAAACCUGAAGCAAUGCUGGUUUGAAAAGAUGCAAAUUGAAGAUAUUCGACGGCGGUCCAUGAAAAUAAAGAGUUUUGCUUAUGAAGAAGAUACUCAACUAGAAGCAUUACUUUUAUCACUCUCAGCCAUCUUUAACAAGGUAGAGCAGCAGCAACAGCAAAAUAAUCAGCAGCAAGUCCCUGAGCUGGAACAACAGCGACGAAUUGAAAAGCACUGUGAAAAAUUAUCACUUUUCGUUGGAUUUAAUUUUGGUUUGGCAAGCGUACAAUGGGAAUUCAAGUUGACGCCAUUAUUAAUGGAAGCCACACCAGCCUCAUUCAGUCCAGCAAUAGGCACCAAUGACGACAACAACAACAACAACAACAACAAUUUGGAUGAUGACGAAGAGUUGCUAUCCAUAUUUCCUAAAUCCACUUCUAGAACUGGCGCUGGUACUGUCACUAGCUCUAAGCAGUUAGAGAAACGGACAAAAAGAUUCUUAGAGGACAGUGACCUUGAAGACGCAACAAAUAAUGAUAUGAUGGAUGAUGAGGAUGAAGGUGAAGAGGAGGAUGAUGAAGAGGAAGGGGAUGAAGAUGACGCCGAAGGAGAUUAUGAUUAUCUAGACCGAUAUGAUCGUGAGGGAAGAGAUAGUAUUGGAACUAGAGCCGAAAGUAGAUCAAUGAGACGUAAAAAAAAGAAACGAGUUGUCCAGGGAAUGGCCGUGAUGUUUGAUCAGUUGGUGUUACCGCUGGUCUCAGUUUCCAAUGCGUAUCGACGUCAGAUCAAGGCGUUAGAAAUGGUGAUCAAGUCAAAAGAGAAUGAAGUUGUUGAAGCACUGGAGAUGUUGGAGCAAAAUGGGAUAAAUUAUCAUAACCGACGAAAGGCGACAGAACGUUAUGAUAAGCAAAAGACAGAAACCAAGUUAAAGGAGGAUCUCGAAAAACUCAUAAGGCCUGAUCUCUUCACGCCGAGAGAACUGUUUUCAGGGAAAAACAUCCCUGAGUUAUGUUCAAUCGUGUCGGUCAACGCUGGCAAGCGAGAUUCUCAUCCAUCAUCUUUGGAUAGUAGAGUUACUCUUCUUUCACAAGAUCCUACUCUAUUGACUCAAGCCAUACGUGGAGCUCAAAAGAACAGUGGCACUACUGGCAGAGCAAGAGUUGGAGCCGCUGCUACAUCUGGCACGGAUGAAAAGGCACUCAAAGAGGCUCAAGAGCUGGAACGUAGACGGGCACUUCAGGAACAGCUAGAUAAAGAGAAAGUAGCAAAGGAACGGGCACAUAAGAAAAAGAAGUUGUUUUAG
Messenger RNA from Lobosporangium transversale, 1479 nucleotides. RefSeq lists its product as hypothetical. The record is from RefSeq and is a predicted model, not a curated record. Gene Ontology annotation, biological process: double-strand break repair. The coding region runs from base 1 to 1479 and encodes 492 amino acids. The transcript has 6 exons. NCBI's taxonomy places the organism in Eukaryota, Fungi, Mortierellomycota, Mortierellomycetes, Mortierellales, Mortierellaceae. Gene Ontology annotation, cellular component: nucleus.